ACCUUGAAGUCUAAGUGAUCUGGUUUUAUAGCUAUUUUGCGAGGGUUCAACAUCUUUGUUAUCCCAUAGCAACGGCAUUUAACAGUCAUACGCUAGCUAGCUCGCUACUCGCUUCUUUUGCUAGCUAACUUUUCAUAUCUGGUUAACCUUGCAUAUAAGGCUAGCUAACUGUUUACUAGCACAAUCUACUUUAAGUGCCCGUAAAGAACACAUUUCAUUUCUUUAAGCAGAUAUUAUUUUAUUUGUGCCAAGUGAAAAUAAUACAUCGACAUGCCUCCGAAAAAGAAAGGUCGUAAAAAGUCGGCAAAGGUGAAGACAGCACCUCAAGUGGCAGAUGGCCAGCCCAAGGAACACAUGUCAAAGGAGCAGCUGGAGGAGCACAAUGCGCGCCUGCAGGAGCAGUUGGACAAAGAGCGGGAGGAGCGCAACUACUUUCAGUUGGAGAGGGACAAGAUCCACACCUUCUGGGAGGUCACCAAGAGGCAACUGGAAGAGAAGAAGGCUGACCUGAGGAACAGGGACAGAGAGAUGGAGGAAUCAGAGGAGCGUCAUCAAUUGGAAAUCAAGGCUUAUAAACAGAAAGUGAAGCACUUGCUGUACGAACACCAAGGUACUGUCACAGAGCAGAAAGCAAAAGUGGUUGUGACCACCAAACUGAUGCAGAAAGACCAUGCAGAGGUGGAGGAUGAAUUGCGUAAAGGCAUGCGCUACCUUAAACUGGAUAUCAAACAGCGUGAACUGUCUAAUGAAGAUCUGCUGAAGAGCCUGAGUCUGAAACAAGAUGAAGAAAUUACCAAAAUGAGACAAGAUUUUGAAAAUAAAGUUCAAGACAUUGAGAAGAAAUGUGAUGAGAAACUGCAGGCGUUACGACAUGACCUGGACUUGAGGCGGAAAAUGGAGAUCCAUGAAAUUGAAGAAAGGAAGAACAGCCAGAUAAAUACGCUGAUGAAGAAUCAUGAAAAGGCCUUCAGCAACAUUAAGAUUUACUACAAUAAAACCACCUUCAACAACCUGGCACUCAUCAACUCACUGAAAGAACAGUUGGAGGAGAAGAAAAAGAAGGAUGACAGGCUGGAGAAAAGAAUGGCAGAAAUCUUACAGCAAAACAAGACUCUGACUGAACCCCUGCAGAAAGCCAAGGAGGAGGUGAUAGAGCUGCAGAGACAGAUGGCAAAUUACAAGAAUGACAAGGCUUCACUGGCGACGGCGAAAGCACGUUUGAAGGCUGCAGAAAAAGAGAUGAAACGCCUGAAGUGGGAACAUGAAGUACUGGAGCAGAGAUUUAGCAAAGUUCAGGAGGAGAAGGAUGAGCUGUACCAGAAGUUCACCAAGGCCAUUCUGGAGGUGCAGCAGAAGAGCGGAUUUAAGAACCUGCUCCUGGAGAAAAAGCUGAGCGCUCUGACAGAAACUCUGGAGAAGUAGGCACAACUUCACGACUUAACAAGAUCCUCUCCAACCUCCACUGUCAACCACUUGGCACUCUACCUGGUGACCCACAAAGUGGAGGCUCAUAAUGACUUGCUCUGGACAUAUGAGACAAAGCUGAAGUCUUUGGGCAUCCCUGUUGAGGACCUGGGGUUCAAGCCCCUGGAGAAAACUUCAGCUGGACUGGUGUCUGCCCCGAUGUGACAAGCAAAUGGAC
Messenger RNA from Anguilla anguilla (European eel), 1642 nucleotides. RefSeq names its product dynein regulatory complex subunit 4-like. Bases 271 to 1422 code for a protein of 383 amino acids. The record is from RefSeq and is a predicted model, not a curated record. Gene Ontology annotation, biological process: flagellated sperm motility. NCBI's taxonomy places the organism in Eukaryota, Metazoa, Chordata, Actinopteri, Anguilliformes, Anguillidae. The transcript is spliced from 10 exons. Gene Ontology annotation, cellular component: Golgi apparatus; microtubule; motile cilium. Gene Ontology annotation, molecular function: microtubule binding; small GTPase binding.